AUGUGCGCCCGCAAAAAUGAUGUUAAAUACUGGGAUCAAGCACAUGUCAAAGUCAAAAAGCACUCGACAGAAUAUGCGGGAAACAUCACCAAACAGAAUAAUAUUGAACGUAGGCGAUCAACAUUGACCGCACAUCCUACAACGCUUCUAGGGAUACAGUUUAGGGAUACUCCAACGUUCGAACAAGUAGACAGUAAUGAAUAUUUCAUCGACCGCAAUUCUCGUGCGUUUCAUUAUAUCAUUGAAUAUUAUCGCACUGGAAAGAUGUUCUGGCGCACUGGUUGCUGUGGAGUAACAAAAGAAGAGAUGAUCGAAGAGUUGUCUUACUUCCAGCUAUCCAUUGACAUUUUAGAUAAUGAGAGCAAGAUAAAUCCUAAAUCCACAAAUUCACCUAUAAAACACAUGUCCAACCGUUUACCAUCCCGUUCACCUUCAAACUCGCCUGCAAAUUUAUCAAAUGAUCCAUUUACUCCACCUCACACACCGAAGCAUGGCAAAAUACAAUUGGUAGGAGCAGGGCCAGGUGAUCCUGAACUUCUGACUAGAUCAGCAUAUCGGGCAAUUAAAGAAGCGGACAUUAUCCUAUCUGACAGAUUGGUACCUGCUGAAGUGUUGGAACUGAUUCCUGCCCACAUCGAAGUGAUGAUUGCCAAUAAAACUUGUGGAAACGCUGAACCGGCACAGGAGGAAUUGUAUAAGCUAUCUAUGCAGGCUUUGGAGGAAGGGAAGAACGUUGUUAGGCUUAAGCAAGGCGAUCCAUACCUCUUUGGAAGAGGCGGAGAAGAAUAUAGAUUUUUCCAGUCUAAAGGCUAUGAUCCAAUUGUAAUUCCGGGAGUAUCGUCCUGCAUGGCUGCUCCGCUAUUAGCUAAAAUUCCGGCUACAUUCCGUGGCAUUUCCUCCCAAUUCCUUGUCUGUACUGGUACUGGUCGUCGUAACACCCUUCCCGACAUUCCCAAAUUUCAUCCUAAUCGUACUUCUGUGUUUUUGAUGGCUAUUCAUCGAAUGCGUCAGUUGAGUCAGGAUCUCAUCGAUAUCGGGGAAUAUCCUCCGGAUACACCGUGUGCUAUGGUAGAAAGAGCGAGUUGUAAGGAUCAGAGAGUGAUUAAGGGAACUGUUGGGAACAUUGCCGAAGUAAUGGAAAGAGUGGGAUGUGCUCCGCCUGGGACCCUCGUUGUUGGAAAAGUGUGUGAUGUAUUGUACGAAGAUGGGAGAAAAUAUGAUGGAGUUGUGUUUGCUGAGGAUGUAUUGAAAGCAGACGUAAAUCAAAAUCUGUUAGUCUUCGACUUACCUACUAUAUACAUUGAUACAUCCACGCCCUCAGAAUCACUUAAUGCACAAACGCACUCAAUGGGUGAUAACUACACACUCGCCGAUAUAUUUGGAAAUUCCGAAGAAUGGAGGUCUCUACUAGUCAAAGAUAUUCAAGCAAUAUAUAGCCAGACAGCAUGUAUAUGCUAUAACCAGCCAGAUACAAGCAAAUUGGUGAAAGAUGUUAAAAGGAUGUAUGAUGAAAAAGAGGGCUGUCGCUCCGAGUAUUUUCGUACUGCACUCUCGGCCAUUUGGGUCAAAAAAGACAAUGGGAUGAUAGUGUUUAGCAAGCCUAAUAUUAGUUCUCAAAUAUUUGAGUUAAUUCUCAGAUACCUUUACACUGCUGAAAUAUUUAAAUCAAGCCUAGACCUGCCUGUGGCGUUCGAUCUUAUGACAGCAGCCGAUGAACUCGGACUUACUCUACUAGUUGACACUCUCCAGAAAAGGGUACUUGACAAAGCUACACUAUGGUAUAAACGAUAUUUUUUCACUGUACUCCAGGCAAGCUCGUCCAGUCCGCAUCUUGCGUCACUGUAUCAAUAUUGUUCAAGUAAACUCUUAGCUUGUAGAAAUGUAUUAAUAAAGUCAGAUGACAUUGAUGCAUUAACUGCCGAUACAAUGUUGGACAUUCUGCAAAAAGACGGCUUGGACGUUGAUGAGCUUAAUCUAUGGGAAGCAGUUAUGACAUGGGCUCAUAAAAAGAAUCCUAAUAUAUCAACAGAGCCUAGCGAUUGGUCAGACGAGGAUGUCGAUUGUAUGAAGAAUCUACUCCACGACAUCAUUAGUCACAUUCAUUUUGUAGAUUUGACAAUGACGGAAUAUAAUGGGAUUGUUGAGAAAUAUAAAAAAAUCUUCCCUCAAGGCAUGGUUGAUGCGUUGAAAGAAUAUCAUGAAUCCCCGUCUAAAACAAUCCACCAAGAUUCACUUCAUCCAUAUGCACACUGUCUAUCUCCAAGGCGUUAUGUACGUUCAUUGAUACUUACCAGAAGACAAGGUCAUUGUUUAUUGACCGGUAUCAGAGAAUUUCGUCAAGAUUCCCGACCCAACUACGUUCCCUGCCUUCUGAUAUUGCAAGAAAGGGGAAGCAAUUUUGGGUUCACUACUCAUGAUAUCCAGGCCAUUAUAAAUAGGUCAGGUCAAAAAGUACUUGUAAUGAAGGGGAAUACACCAGAUUCGUUUAUAUGUAGCCCAUGUUCUAAUAGUGAAGAAGAGCCUAUUGAUAUGAGUAAUAAGGUAAUGACAUUCGGACAGGGACCUGAUUUGAGGUUAGGAAUAGAUAACAAGAAUCCCGAUGAAAGUGAGGGAUUCGAUGAGAGCGAAGAAUUGAACCACCUUGCUAGUAAUACCAUUAACGUCGAAGAAGGACCCAGAGGCAGGUAUUUUACUGAAGAAAGAUGCGAGCUAAUAUAUGGUAUUGAGAGAUUGAUUAUUGGUACUGUUGCUGUUAGUAUUACUCUACCACUGAAUAUAGUAUUUCCCCUCAAUUAG
Molecule: messenger RNA, 2796 nt
Organism: Paraglomus brasilianum
Lineage: Eukaryota; Fungi; Glomeromycota; Glomeromycetes; Paraglomerales; Paraglomeraceae
Source: the annotation of a GenBank genome assembly